CAUGGUGGACUAACGGCAACAACUGCGAAAUCCGACGCGAUUAUUUAUUUACAAAUAGGGACGUAAUGGCAGUGGUGCGAAGCUGGGUGCAAUGUCAGUGACACGGUUUUACUAGAUGAAUGUCAAGAAAUAACUGUUAUCCUAGUAGUAGUGUACGUUUAUUGUUAUGUCUCUGGAUGGUGGACAGCCUUCGGUCAUGACAUGAGAACCUGAUCUGAUGCUGAUGUUUAUUUCAACCGGCUUAUCAUCAUGCAGUGGAAUUUAUCCAUCUAAUGGGUCCGUCGUAUAUUUUAAACUCCUGUUCAUAAGAAACCCUGCGAAGGGGUUUAAUUAUUGCUACACAGUGUAACACAGCAGAUAGAAGAGGUCGCCAUGGGGAGCAAAGUCAGUGGCAAAAUGGCUGCUGCUGGUAGGGUCAUACAGGUAGUACGGCCUCACACCCCUUUAAUCAAAUUCCCCAAUCGCCUGAAUAUCCCAAGACCUAAUGGAAGCACUGAAAAUCGUCAUUGCCAACCCACCAGAAACGUCUGCUGGAUCACACAGUUUGCGGCCAUCUGCUGCUUCAGAGUCAAGGCCCCCAGAGCCACAGAGGCAGCUCCCUGGAACGCCGGACACUGCUGCAGCAGUCAGAGACUUUCCCCAGAGAUAUCGCAGAAGACCUCUUGCCUUAGAAGAGAUGGACUACAUUCAGCGUGGUGGACCAGAAUAACCUGAAACGCUUCAGUGUGACAUGCUUCAGUCUUCAUCUACAAAGUUCAGUAUUUCUUGUCCUUGUCUAAUUGUUUAUUGUACACCUGAUGUCUUUUAAAGAUUUCUGAAUAAAAUAUUUAAUUUAUGCAGGCAACUUAAUUUUGAAAUAACUUUCCUUUGUACACCAUUUGAGAUGGAGAAAUUCACAGAAACAAACUCCUGAGCAUAAUUAAACUGAGGUUUAGUUAUGAUUCUUUGUCUUGUCCAUAAUUCUGUUCAGCAGAGUAGAUCAUAGCAGGCACUGAACUUUGCACUGAAGAUAUUUGUGAAAGCAGAUAACUGGGUGGCUUAGGGAUUUUACCAUGAUAAAAGCAUUGAAUUCUUGUGUUGUUUGAAUCCAUAUUGGAAGCCUUACACUAAUGAACUCUUUGAAUUAUGUUUCUUGUACUAUGGACAAUAUACAGAUCAUGCAAUAAACCACAAUUUAUGAAAGCAAC
Scleropages formosus (Asian bonytongue) is the source of this 1187-nucleotide messenger RNA. RefSeq names its product alpha-ketoglutarate dehydrogenase subunit 4 (gene kgd4). The coding region runs from base 373 to 714 and encodes 113 amino acids. Gene Ontology annotation, molecular function: oxoglutarate dehydrogenase (succinyl-transferring) activity. Gene Ontology annotation, biological process: 2-oxoglutarate metabolic process. The record is from RefSeq and is a predicted model, not a curated record. Gene Ontology annotation, cellular component: oxoglutarate dehydrogenase complex. The transcript has 5 exons. Lineage: Eukaryota; Metazoa; Chordata; Actinopteri; Osteoglossiformes; Osteoglossidae.